Molecule: messenger RNA, 2516 nt
Organism: Rhinolophus ferrumequinum (greater horseshoe bat)
Lineage: Eukaryota; Metazoa; Chordata; Mammalia; Chiroptera; Rhinolophidae
Gene: ZNF385D
Product: zinc finger protein 385D
Exons: 9
Coding region: 343-1830 (495 amino acids)
Cellular component (GO): nucleus
Molecular function (GO): nucleic acid binding; zinc ion binding
Source: RefSeq, a predicted model, not a curated record
CAAAGCGAGUUCCUCGCCUCCCGGGUUCUUUCCUCCUUCUCAGCCCUCUCGCUCUCUCGGGGCGCCCCCGGGCCGGGCCCCUCCCUCAGUGCCCCCGCACCUCUCCCCAGCCGGGGGCACCUGAGGCUGGCGCGGGUGCGGGACUGGUGCGGAGCGCCGCGGACCCGGCGGCGGAGGAGGCGCGCUCCCUGCCACCUCCAGCCGGCUCCUGGGGAACCGCGCCGCGGGGCUGCAGGGACCGGUCUCCGCUAACGCUACCGCUCACGCCUCGCCGCCGCGGAGCCGCGGGUGGGCAGCCGCGCGCCCUCAGGGACUGCCAGCUUGGGCUGCUGCUCCUCCCGGAUGCCAGGGCCAGGGCGCCGGGCGGCAGCCAGCCGGAGGAUGAAGGGCUCGGCGGGAGGAAGGAGAGAAAAGCUACUGGGGGCACCGAAAGCUCAGCCUGGCCCAGAUUUCCCUUGUGCACAAGAUGGAGAGAGUGAGGCUGAAUUUUUACCUGAUGACUUUGAAGAAAAACCAGAAAGAGAAAAGAAACAUACUAAUUUCACUUUGUGCAACGUGUGUAACAUCCAGCUGAAUUCGACCGCUCAGGCCCAGAUCCACUAUAAUGGCAAGUCACAUCAAAAGAGAUUAAAGCAACUGAGCAAUGGAAUCCUGAAAAACGACAAUGGUGGUACAUGCCAGAGCCCUGCCCUCCCAGCCCUGGUCCGUCCACCAGCCCCUCCUUUACAACCAUCGCUGGAUAUUAAACCAUUUCUUCCUUUUCCUCUUGACACUGCGGCUGCAGUCAACCUCUUCCCCAAUUUUAAUGCGAUGGACCCGAUUCAGAAAGCUGUAAUAAAUCAUACAUUUGGCGUUCCUCUUCCUCAUCGAAGAAAGCAAAUUAUAUCAUGCAACAUUUGCCAGUUGAGAUUUAAUUCUGAUAGCCAGGCUGCGGCCCACUACAAAGGCACGAAACAUGCCAAGAAGCUCAAAGCACUGGAAGCCAUGAAAAAUAAGCAGAAAUCUGUAUCUGCCAAGGACAGCGCAAAGACUACCUUCACCUCCAUCACUACCAAUACCAUCAAUACCAGCUCUGACAAAACAGACAGUACCACAGGGACACCAGCAAUAUCAACAACCUCGGUGGAAAUUCGCAAAAGCAGCAUUAUGACAACUGAGAUCACCUCUAAAGUGGACAAAAGCCCCACGACAGCCAGUGGCAAUAGCUCGUGUCCUUCCACGGAAACUGAGGAAGAAAAGGCAAAACGGCUUCUUUACUGUUCACUAUGCAAGGUUGCUGUCAACUCUGCCUCGCAGCUGGAGGCACACAACAGUGGUACUAAGCACAAAACCAUGCUAGAAGCCCGGAAUGGAAGUGGGACUAUCAAAGCCUUUCCUAGGGCAGGUGUGAAAGGUAAAGGACCACUUAAUAAGGGAAAUACAGGCCUGCAGAACAAAACAUUUCACUGUGAAAUCUGUGAUGUGCAUGUCAACUCGGAAACACAACUUAAACAGCACAUUAGCAGUAGAAGGCACAAAGACAGAGCUGCUGGGAAGCCCCCGAAACCUAAAUACAGUCCUUACAACAAACUACAGAAGGCAGCACAUCCACUGGGGGUGAAAUUAGUAUUUUCAAAAGAACCUUCAAAGCCAUUGGCCCCACGAAUCCUACCAAACCCGCUGGCAGCUGCUGCAGCCGCUGCGGCCGUGGCAGUGAACUCCCCCUUCAGUCUUCGAACUGCCCCCGCAGCAACCCUGUUCCAGACUUCCGCGCUUCCGCCGGCACUCCUUCGGCCAGCUCCGGGACCCAUUCGGACCGCUCACACCCCUGUGCUGUUUGCUCCUUACUGAAUUCCAAACGGGAGUCCCUGUAACUGCAAUAAUUUUUCAAAAAACAAAACAAAAGAGAACUAUGCAGUGUUUAUUUAUAGUUUAAAGUAUAUCUGAAGAGCCAGGACUUUUGAUAGUGAAUUUAAAAGAUUAUUAAAAAAAAAAAAAAAACACAAAGGAGGGAGGUUUACGGGUGGGAGGGCAGGGGUGGUCUUUUCUCCAAAUUCAAGCAUUCCUCUUGAACAUUGAUUGUUUUAGAAGUGAUCUCCAGCAUUGACUUGUAGUGGUAUCUAGAACGUCUGAAGCCUUUGUGACUGUACUUUUGGGCACCUCUUUCCCUCUGCAUUGUCCUUCCUGCUUUAUGAGACAACUAUAUAUUGUCUAAGGGCAUUAACUGGUUCCAAUGUAUAUAUAAUAAUUUACCCUGUAGAUUCACAUAAUACAUACACAAAAAAAAAGAAGAAAGAAAAAAAAACAAAAAAAAAAAAACAAAACACAACAAAAGCAACACUGUGAAUAGUAGUACCCGUGCUGGUCCUCUUGUUAUGACAGCAAUUACUGGGUAUUUAUCCCAACAAAAGUAGAUACAGUAGAUGUCUUGUAAAAUAAUAGUGCUGUGUCUCAAUCUAUGCCACUAGAUUUUAAAGAAUUGCAAAAGGUAGAACGAACAACUAUUUCAUGCCAGUAAGCACUCAAAAAAGAAAAAA